Molecule: messenger RNA, 1240 nt
Organism: Triticum urartu
Lineage: Eukaryota; Viridiplantae; Streptophyta; Magnoliopsida; Poales; Poaceae
Source: RefSeq, a predicted model, not a curated record
UCUCUGGCGUAUGCGGUGCCCACUGAUAUGCAACUGGGCUGUUGAGUUUCAUUUGCCACAUCGCGUGUGUCGUCAGUUUGGUCUGUUCCAGCCUCACCCGCCGGAAUGGGUGGAUACGGACAAAGCACUUCAUAGGUUGGACAGGAGAAGGCAGCGGAAGAUAAAGGACUGGGACAAGCAUCAUGCUUCGUAUGUUACCCGCUUCCAGCUUUGUGUGGAGGAAGCUCGUAGCAGUGCACGCGCCAAGCUUCAUGAGCAUAGUCCACUUGCUUUUGAUAACUACAUACGAUGGCUUCUUGAAAAUACUCGAGUUGAGAUAUGCCCGCCGGCAUAUAAUGAGGAUAUUCUUGAAGAACCCGUAAACUUUGAGGAUCUAUCAAAGGGGAAGUACAACAGAGAUGUCAGGGUAGGGCACGGAGUCCCUGCUGUUUCGGUGAUUAACUAUGUGGUAAAGUGUUUCUUCUUUACUUUCCCGUUGGCCGUAUUACACAUGUUUGAAUGGCUAACGUGUUCAUUCUUUCUCAUCCGCAGCGCACCGAGAUCAAGAAAGCAGCUGAUGAGAGCCAGUCUAUUCUGGAGGAAACACCGGUUGGAAAAGGCAAUGAUGAUGGUCCACUAUGAGCAUUCCUCAAGGUCUGGUACACCAUCAGACCCCUCAUCUCACCAUCAGAGGGACGAUGUGAGUUCCUCAUAUGCUUAUCAGGAUGAUGAGGGUGCGGUCACCCAAGAGGGUGAUGAGCUUGAUGAUGACAUGACUUUGGCGGACGCUCAACUUCGGUCCCCAUAUGUGUUCAAGCCUAGGCAGCCCAGACGCCGGUACACACCCAACGACUUUGACAACAGAGGCAACCCAAAGGUGGUCGUAGGGACCUCGCGGAUGGCUAGCUUGGAUCAUGAGGUGGAGGCGGAGGCGGAGGAGGAAGUGCAGGAAGAGGAGGCUCAUCCAUCCAGGAAGAAGAAGAUUGCCUGCAAGCGUGGCACCAGGAACACGCGCGGAAGUUGUCUUUGUUCAGUAUUUGUCCUAAAUGAUGUUGUCUUUGUUCAGUUGAAUUGUUCAGUAUUUGUAUUUGCCAAAAUGGAAUCUGUUUCUGCAGUUUGGCAGUUAACAGCACUGCAGAGCCUGACAGUCAGGCGCUGCACUGUACUAUGCAGCGCCCAAAGCCUAGGUGAGGCCCGUCCCAUAGGCGCUGCUUCACUGGCCAUGGCUGCCCAUAGGGCCACAGAAGGCUUUGAGCACUGA